GAGAUUCCGUUAAAAAAAACAGAUUAAUUAAAUUUUAUAAACUAAAUAAAUAAACUUCUGACCGGUCAUCAAGCUGUGGUUGUUGUUAUAGGCGCAAGCUCCUUCUCUAUUCCCGCCUACAACUCAAACCCUAAUUUCUCUCUCACUCUAAUUUUCUUCAAUUACUUUUAGGGUUAGGUUUUCUAUUCAUCCAUUUUCCCCCAAUUGAUUUGAAGGGGUUUGUGUGAAUUUUGUAAUUUUUGGUGAAUUAAGCGUUGAUGUGUGUGAAGUUAUGAGAUUAUUGUAUUUAGCUUGUAUUGGUUCUGGUAAUCGUCUUGUUGUGUUUGAUGAAUCUGAAUUAUUACUGUGUCUGUAAAAUGCCAUCCAGUUAUUUUUCGAGGCUCGGAUCUAUUUUGGGGAAAAAAAUUGGAAUUCAGGAUUCUGCUGAAAUUCUGAUUGGACAAGGGAAGUUAUGGUUUGGUAGUGGUUCUAAGUUUUUUCAUUCUGUGAAUAAAUCAAGUUCAUUUUUUGUCGAGGCAACCCUUUUUGCACGUCCCGGGGUUGCCUUAGAUUCCAGUCCGGAGUUUGUAGGUAAAAGAAGAACGUUGACGGUUGUUGAUACAUUGUCUAGAACGUUUUCGGUUCCGUCUGUAUCAGGGCCAUCGAUUCAGGUUUGUAGUUAUCACAUUGAUCGUGCCCUUUCUGGGGCUGACAAGUUUCAGAUUAAAACAAUGGCUGCCCGCUUACCUGGGAUGGUUGUUUGUGAAGGCUCUUUAGAUAACACGACUCUGAAGCGUGGUUGGAGUUUGUUGUCAACAAAGAGGAGCAAUAGUGUGUAUUUGAACAGUGGUUUGAGGAAUGGUGGAAAAGUGCGCAUGUGUUUGAGUAACCGUCAGCAGCCAGAUAAUGGUGCAAUUUUUGGAUAUUUUGUUUGUAAUGCUGCAAAGAGUUGGCUCAGUUCUUGGCAUUACACACAGUCAGGGUAUGGAGAUUUACAUAGUUUUUCAACAUCGUCUAACUCUGCUGGCCCUGCUCAUGACGUCCCCGUUGACACCGCUGCCCGUGAGGAGAAGCAAAAGAAUUCUGCCGAUUCAUCUGAACUGAAAACUCCUUCCGGGAAAACCCUGAAGCUGGUAUCUGGAUCAUGCUACUUGCCUCAUCCUGAUAAAGAAGAAACUGGUGGAGAAGAUGCUCAUUUUAUAUGUUCUGAGGAACAAGCAGUGGGAGUGGCAGAUGGUGUUGGUGGCUGGGCAGAUGUUGGUGUUAAUUCUGGAUAUUACUCCCGUGAGCUCAUGUCCAAUUCAGUAGAUGCUAUUCGGGAGGAGCCCAAAGGUUCAGUUGACCCAGCUAGGGUGCUGGAAAAAGCAUACUCAAGUACAAAAGCUAAGGGUUCAUCUACAGCAUGCAUCAUUGCUCUUACUGAUCAGGGGCUUCAUGCUAUUAAUUUGGGAGACAGUGGGUUUAUGGUUAUCCGUGAUGGUUGCACCAUAUUCCAGUCUCCAGUGCAGCAACAUGAUUUCAAUUUCACCUAUCAGUUGGAAUGUAGUAGCCAUAGUGAUUUACCUAGUUCUGGUCAGGUUUUUACAGUUGCUGUUGCUCCUGGCGAUGUCAUAGUUGCUGGAACAGAUGGGCUGUUUGAUAACCUAUACAAUAAUGAGAUUACGGCGGUGGUGGUUCAUGGUGUAAGAGCUGGCUUCAGCCCUCAGGUCACAGCUCAGAAGAUAGCUGCAUUGGCACGUCAACGGGCACUGGAUAAAGACAGGCAGACUCCUUUUUCAACUGCUGCACAAGAUGCUGGAUUUCGCUACUAUGGUGGCAAGCUUGAUGACACCACGGUUGUAGUUUCAUAUAUUACUGGUUCUGGGGAUACGUAGAAUCGUUUUGCCGUACCCCCUUGUACAUAUACACACACAUUUUGUCCAAGUGAUGACUUGUUAUUUUGAAGUCACAUUCUGUUGAGAUGUCCUUUGAACUUAAAAAUCUUGCUCGGCCAUUUUAUCCUUUGGUUUGUUUUUUUCCGACCAUUUAGUUGCUAAAAUGUGAAUGUAUGCCUAGUUAGACUUGAAUGUAAUAAUAUUAAGGUUGACAAUGAUGUACCGAGUCUAUUGACUUUUGUGUUGAGAUUGUUCUUGACACCAGUGUUGUAAUAAAAUCAAAUAUCAAUUUUUGUCUCCUAUAA
Molecule: messenger RNA, 2158 nt
Organism: Medicago truncatula (barrel medic)
Lineage: Eukaryota; Viridiplantae; Streptophyta; Magnoliopsida; Fabales; Fabaceae
Product: probable protein phosphatase 2C 55
Exons: 5
Coding region: 327-1853 (508 amino acids)
Biological process (GO): protein dephosphorylation
Cellular component (GO): chloroplast
Molecular function (GO): protein serine/threonine phosphatase activity
Source: RefSeq, a predicted model, not a curated record